This is a messenger RNA of Dendrobium catenatum, 722 nucleotides long. RefSeq lists its product as uncharacterized. NCBI's taxonomy places the organism in Eukaryota, Viridiplantae, Streptophyta, Magnoliopsida, Asparagales, Orchidaceae. The transcript is spliced from 2 exons. The coding region runs from base 7 to 531 and encodes 174 amino acids. The record is from RefSeq and is a predicted model, not a curated record.
GAAUAAAUGAAAAUUGAAAAUCUAAGCCUUUCGAGAGUAUCGCUCAUGGCAGCUAGCCACAUCAUGGUCUCCACGCUACCGUCCUCACCUCCCCGCCUCCUCCUUCCCCGACGCCCCGCCGGUACCUUUGGUCUCUCCACCUCUACAUUCCUCUCUUCCUUCCAAACUCUAAGAGCCCCGUCAGAGAUCACCCGCCAUCUUCAUCGCCGGCAUCCGCUGCCGGGAGAGCUGGCAGUGGUGCGCGCCGGUCCGCCGAGCGCAUCCACCCUCAUCCUCGUCUUCGUUCUUCCCCUCUCCCUCCUCAUCGGCACCAUCUUGGUUUCCAUCCGAAUCGGCAACAAGCUCGAUGAGAAAUUCCUCGAAGAGCUUGCAGCGAAUCAAGCAAUGGUGGGAGAGAACGAAGAAGAAGCAGGAGAAGAAGGACAGGAGGGAUUGGAGGCGAGGGAAGGAAAGGAAGAUAGAGUUAUGGUGAAAGAAGAAAUUGGCGCGGCGGCAGCCCGCGUUCGUAACCGCCCGAAAAGAGAAGUAUGAACUGUUUGGUAGAAUUGCUUUUGUGUAAUUUGACACCAAGAUUGUACCUUUAAUUUGUUUUUAUGUCAAUGAUGAAGAACUUGUGCCAUUGAAUUUCUAUUAUGAAAUCCUUCAAGCGGCUUUAGAGGCUAACAGCAUUUGUAAAAGUCUAAGAAUUAAUUCGAAAAAUGAAGGAUCUUAAGGUAUAUUUU